Molecule: messenger RNA, 735 nt
Organism: Cyclocybe aegerita
Lineage: Eukaryota; Fungi; Basidiomycota; Agaricomycetes; Agaricales; Hemipholiotaceae
Source: the annotation of a GenBank genome assembly
AUGUCUCAUGCCCCGGAGCCGACACCAGGACCCUCCAAGAAGCGCCCUCUAUCACAAGUAACCCACUCUGAUGACCACACGGAAGCACCUCAGAAGGUCUCGAAAAUUCACCCAUUUUUCUCGAAACCUCAAGAGAAGAAAGCCGAAUUCAAAUGGCUUGAAUCGCUAGGUCCCGCUCGAUCCUGUCUUCAUGGAAUCAACCUUCAACCGCGGGCAUCUACUAAAGUUGCUGUACUCGAUUUAGACGGAACAGUCAUCAAGUCAGAGUUCGGCACCAAGAGUGCUAACGGCAAGCCCAGCUUCGAAUGGUGGCGAUCGUGCGUGCCAGAUAAACUGAAGGAGUUACAUGAAUCAGGUUACGCGAUAUUGCUUGUUUCGAAUCAAGGUAUCAAGCCCGGUGCCCUUAAAACAUGGAAGGAAAAGAUUCCCCUCAUAGGUCAAGCAUUGAAUACAGUACCUUUUCGAAUAUUGGCCGCCAUCCAGAAAGACAGGUUCAGAAAACCAAUGCCUGGGAUGUGGUAUGAAAUUGAGCGGGUAUUUAAAGAAGAAAAUGUGGAGAUUGAUAAAUCUUCCUCAUUCUUCGUUGGCGAUGCUGCUGGACGGCAAUAUGGGAAGGGCAAGGCAGAUUUCUCCAGCACAGAUCGCAAAUGGGCAGAGAAUGUCGGUGUAAAGUUUUAUACGCCAGAAGUAUGCUUUACCCUCAGCAAAGCCGGAGACGGAGCUCACGGGUUUUAG